AUUUAGGGGGUGGCAGCAGACGAUUUCAAAAAAAGUUGUUUUCAUUGGCAAACUAAAUCUUUUUAACCUAUUUUUUUGUUACUUAAUGAACAAAACAAAACAUCAUAAAUGAUAAAAAAUUAUAUCAUCAAAGUCAGUAUUCCAGAUGUAGCAAAAAAGAGAAAACCAACCAAACAUUAUGUUUAUAUCAUUAAUUUACUUUGGUCAGAUGGAACACAACAAAUUAUUUGUAGACGUUACUGCCAGUUUUUUGAUCUGCAGACUAACUUAAUUGAUGCUUUCCCACUUGAAUCUGGAGAAGUUAAUCCAAAUCAAAGAAUAUUACCAUUAUUGCCAGGAAAGAUUUUGUUUGGAAGAAGUAGCGUAAAAAAUGUUGCGCUUAAAAGAAAAGAUCUACUAUCUGAAUACCUUCAGAAACUUAUUGCUCUUCCAGAGAAAAUUUCACAAUGUAGCUUUGUAAUGGAGUUCUUUGAGGUAACUCAUGAAGAUAUACAAAAUUUGACAAGCGAAGAUAUGGCUAUUAAAAAUGAACAAACAGCACACAACACAUUUGAUCCAAGUCCUUUAGAACAGUAUAUUGCUAUAGAAAGUUUUGAAAAAACCGAACGAAAUCAGGUUGCGUUGAAAAUGGGUGAUGUGGUGGAUGUGAUAGAAAAGUGUGAUAAUGGUUGGUGGUUUGUUAGCAUUGAAAAUGAGCAAGGAUGGGCGCCAGGCUCAUUUUUAGAACCACUUGGUUGUGACAAAAGAGAUAUAAUAGAAGAAUCAAUUUAUGGAAUGGAAGAAAAGUUUUUUUGCAUAAAAACUUAUAAAGCGGAACAACCUGACGAGUUGUCUUUGACUUUGGGAGAUAUUGUGUUUGUAUUAGUAAAGUAUUCAGAUGGUUGGUGGAAUGUUAGGUUGAAACGUGAUGCAGAUGAAGAUUAUGAUGGCUUAGUGCCUGCAGUUAACCUAAGCAGGAUUCCUCAAGGAGCAGAAGCAGGAGUUAUUCGCCAAUCUAAGACAAAUAUACAAUCGAGAGGUAUUGUAGCUCCACCAAGAAGAAACUCGUAUAAGAUGAAAACAAAUUUUUCGACUGAUAAAAUUCUUUUUGAUGAGAAGGGUAAAUUAAAUAGUUUGCCAAAUGUGAAUCAAAUUGAAAUUUCAGAGUCGCUAUAUGUUGCAUCUACUCAUAUUAAAGAGUUUGGGGAAAAGAAAAUUGACAUAUUUGAAGGUGCGCCUGUUGUGGUACUUGAAAAGUUACCUAGUGGAUGGUGGUACAUUGAUGUAGGUGGUGUAGGAGGAUGGGUGCUUUCUAAAAUGAUUACUCGAGCGAGUGUAAAAAAGUGGGCACUAUCUAGUUAUAUAAGUAAUGUACAUUCCAGUUAUAAUGAUAUUAAAGAUACGUCUAAGGACUUAGAUUUUGUGACCAGUUGCACUCAAAAUUUAUCAAAGCUUCCAAAGAAGUUUCAACCUCCUGAGGGAGAUUUUAAACCACCAAAAAAAUUUCAUUGCAUGUUGCCACCACAUGUGUCACGACCAAACCUCAAUACUAAAUCGUUUCCCAAAACAUCAACUGGUAUUGCUUCUCAAUGUUUUAAUCAACAAAAUAACAAUAAAGGUACACCUUUUUUAAGGGAAAAACCCGCUGUACCAAAAAAACCAUUGACUAAACUAUCAGAAACCGAAUCAAAAACAAGUUUGAAUUCACCGACAUGUACUGAAUCUAAGAUUUCCACCGCUUUUGCUAGCCUAAUUGUUCCGAAUUUUAAAGAAUCAAAAAUGCAGGCUAUUUCAACAAUAAAACCAACUAUGCCAGUAGAAGAAGGUUAUAUUGAUAUAGAAAAGUAUCAACAUAAAUAUGAAGAAGCCAUUCAAAAAAUUAGUCCAAUGAAGCCAGCAAAAAAAGGUUAUAUUGAUUUAGAAAACUAUCAACACAAAUAUGAAGAAAACAUAAUUCCAACAAAAAGACAUAAUGAGCCAGCUAACGAUGCUUAUAUUUAUAUAGAAAAUGCUCAACACAAAUAUGACGAAAUAGUAAAUUUCCCACAAUUAAAAUGAUCCGGACUUGAUGUAGUUAGUAUUUCUACGCGUCCUACUAAUCAAAUAUUUAAAUAAUUUGAUUUCAAUCACCUAAAGAAAUUUACAAAGCGAUUAGAAGUUACGAAGAUACAAAUGAAAGUAUAAUAAACUUAAAGGUGGGCCAGCUAGUACGUAUUUUAAAAAAGGAUAAUGGAGGUUGGCGGUAUGCCGAAGUUGAUAAUGUUUCUGUCUGAGUACCAUCUAACUUUUUAAAAUUAAAUAAUUAAAGAAUGGUUUUUAAAUUUAUUUUUUUAUACAAACUGUAUUAAGUUUCUAGUCACUAUUUUUAAUUAUUUAAUUGUAUGUUUCUAAUUUUACAUUAUUUA
This is a messenger RNA of Hydra vulgaris (swiftwater hydra), 2384 nucleotides long. RefSeq names its product SH3 and PX domain-containing protein 2B. The record is from RefSeq and is a predicted model, not a curated record. Gene Ontology annotation, cellular component: cytoplasm. NCBI's taxonomy places the organism in Eukaryota, Metazoa, Cnidaria, Hydrozoa, Anthoathecata, Hydridae. Gene Ontology annotation, biological process: superoxide anion generation. Gene Ontology annotation, molecular function: superoxide-generating NADPH oxidase activator activity; protein binding; phosphatidylinositol binding.